AUUCCUAAACCCACACAUCAUACACAUCACGUGUCAGAUGUGCAUGCACAUUACAUAUAUCACAGACAUAUAUACACUGUGCACAUCACACGUGCCAUUUGUACUUAUAUGCACACAUGCAUGCACACCUCACUCUACACACAUGCCUGCCAUGCACACAUGUAUAUAGGAACACCAAAAUGAGUGAAGAGAUUUUAAAGGAGGCUUGUGCAGUCAGGGUAUGAUAGGCUUGGGCAUGACUACCCUCUGUGUUACAGUCAACUGCGGUCUGGUCUUUUAGCUACUUUCACAACUGGGCCAGUGCCUGUGUAGAAGGAACACCAAGGCCACAUCUCAGGGAAGUGAACUGAGGACUCAGAAGAGGCACAGGCCCUGGAGUAUGGAAAGGCAGAGCAUGGUAUGCAGAUGUAAAUGCUGUAAGGCACUCUGGCUUGUCCACUCCAAUAGGCACGAUAGUAAGCACGAGGCCAGUAGAUGUCGUAUCCGUGGGAAGAACCCUCUGGAUGCCAUGUUAGCAACUUAGGGUGUUUCUUGUUUUCAGUCCAUGCUGUGGACAAGGAAUCAGGAGGUGUGGGGUAGAGUGGAGACUUGAGCACCUACCCUCUAUGUUGUGAACCUAGUGGAUGUUUUUCUGCCCUUCUAGACCUGUAAGUGGCCUGUGCCAGCACAGCAGAAUGGGGACAUUCCCAGUUCCAUAGGAUACUGCAGGCUUGGGGACUGGGUACUUAGGCUUUUGGCUGUGCACCACACCACCUUCCUGACCAAUGGUACAUUAAGUCAACCAGUGCUUGCAGAAUGCUUGAGACAACACAAAUGUCUCCUUUCUAACUGGAAACAACAUAUAAAGGUCUAAUACAAGUCAGUAAUGUGUCUCUGAUUGUCCUGUGGCACUGGGUGAAUUAAGGACAUGAUGGAGAGCAUGCCAAAGAGUCUAACUCGUUCUGUUCCAUCUUCCUUCUGAAUGCAGGUCUCCAGGAUCCAGUGCUCACACGGACUCAGGGCUGCUGCUCAGGGAACCAGCAAACCCUGUUGCUCUGACCAUGCCACCGUGAAGGGCGGUCUCUUUCUGUUCCAGUCUCUGCGGUGCCACUGUGUAUUAGAAAGGACAUCUUUCAAAGGAGGGGUUGGUGAAGGGCAAUUUACCUUCUCUUUCAGAGAUACAACUGUCUGAGGAGAGGCUAGGAGGUGUUGCAGAACCAAAAUAUAGAGCUAGAGGGAUCAUAAAAUCGAGGUUGGGAGGAAGGUUAGCUCAAGGCUGCAUGUCCCUGAACACCUUGGUGGGGGUGAAGGGUGACUUAAUAGUCACUAGUAGCCCAGUGCCUGUCAGUACUCUACAUGACCUUGUUGCCCUUGCUUCUUCUGGUGCUCAACAGCACCACUCAGAUGCAAACAGCAAGGCCUAGAUAGUGUCCACAUCUCCCAUGGCUUGACACUGUGCUGGGUUUGAUACUACAAACUGGGAGGCUGGGACUUGAACUUGAGAUCACUGACUCAGGCUAGGGAGGACUCCAGGGCACCUGAGCUCAGCUGCAAAGGCAGAAACUGAACCACAGUGAGCAGAAGGGGCACAUUUUGCUGUUUCUUUCCUUUUCUGCUCUCAGGCCUUUCAAUGAACACUACAGAUGAGGAUCUUUCCUCCCAGGCUUAGUGUCUGCAGCCAUGAGGGUCCUUGGGUGUUUGGGUUUGGGUUUUGGUUUGGGUUUGGGUUUUUUUUCUUUGUUUAUUUUCCUAAGGAUAGGUUUUUCUGCUUAGCCCUGAGUACCCUGGAACUUUCUCUAUAGACCAGGCAGGCCUCAAACUCAGAGAUCUUCCUGCCUCUGCCUCCUGAGUGCUGGGAGGAAAGGUAUGGACCAUCACGACCCAGGGAUUAUCUGAGUUUUAACCUUUUAUGCUUCUGAUUUUAUUUUUUGGUUUUCUUUGCUUGGAUUGUUUUUGGCUUUCAGAGUUGUUGAGGUUGUUAUUUUUUAAUUCUCUUUUGUUUUUCUUAUGUUUACAAUUUGGAGAAUUUUGUGCUAAUGUUGGUUUCAAUCUUGUAUCUGUUGAGACCUGUUUUGUGACUAAUUAUAUGGUCAGUUUGGGGGAAGGUAUCUUGAGGUACUGAGAAGAAGGUAUAUUCUUUUGUUUUACGAUGAAAUAUUCUAUAAAUAUCUGUUAAAUCCAUUUGGUUCCUAAACUUCUGUCAGAUUAGCUAUGUCUCUGUUUAGUUUCUGUUUCCAUGAUCUGUCCAUUGAUGAGAGUGGGGUGUUGAAGUCUCCCAUGAUUAUUGUGUGAGGUGCAAUGUGUGCUUUGAGCUUGACUAAGUAUACUUUUAUGAAUAUAGGUGCCCUUGCAUUUGAAGCAGAGAUAUUCAGGAUUGAGAGUUCAUCUUGGUGGAUUUUUCCAUUGAUGAAUAUGAAAGUUUUUUGAUAACUUUUGGUUGAAAGUCAAUUUUGUUAGACGUUAGAAUGGCGACUCCAGCUUGUUCCUUGGGACCAUGUACUUGGAAAAUUGUUUUCCAGACUUUUACUCUGAGGUAGAGGCUGUCUUUGACACUGAGGUAUGUUUCCUCUAUGCAGCAAAAUUCUGGGUCGUCUUUUACAUGUCCAGACUGUUGGACUAUGUCUUUUUAUUGGGGAAUUGAGUCCAUUGCUAGUACGAGAUAUUAAGGAAUAGUGAUUGCUGUCCCCUGUUGUUUUCGUUGCUAGAGGUGGAAUUAUGUUUGUGUGGCUCUCUUUUGUGUGUGUUGCAAGGGGAUUACGUUCUUCCUUUUUCUAAGGGGUAGUUUCGCUCCUUGUGUUGGAGUUUUCCAUCUGUUAUCCUUUUUAGGGAUGGAUUUGUGGAAAGAUAUUGUGUAAAUUUGGUUUUGCCAUGUAAUAUCUUCUUUUAUCCAGCUAUGCUGGUUGAGAAUUUUGCUGGAUACAGUAACCUGGUCUGGCAUUUGUGUUCUCUUAGGGUCUGUUUGACAUCUGCCCAGGAUCUUCUGGCUUUCAAGGUCUCUGGUGAGGAGUCUGCAGCAAUUCUGAUAGGUCUGCCUUUAUAUGUUACGUGACCUUUUACCCUUACUGCUUUUAAUAUUCUGUCUUUGUUUUGUGCAUUUGGUGUUUCUUUUGUGGUCCAAUCUAUUUGGAGUUCUCUAGGCUUCCUGGAUGUUUAUGGGCAUCUUUUAUUUUAGGUUAGGGAUGUUACCUUCAAUAAUUUUUUGAAGAUAUUUACUGGCCCUUUAAGUUGGGAAUCUUUCUCUCUUCCAUCCCUAUUAUCCUUAGGUUGCUGCAAUUUUCAAUUGCCAUCUGGUUGUCUCUGGUGUUAUCUGGUCUUGCUGACGAUAACAGUGGCUUGACCCUCCUGUAAGCAACUGUAUCAGCAAUCCUGGAGACCGGCUUUCACAUGGUCAUUUCUGGGUACAGAGAGCUUUGGGACUGGCUCAGCUCUGGUUGGAGGCAGGAACUGAAAGGGUUCUAUCCCAGACUGCUCCUGGGUUGGUGUGUCCUGAGGGCUUCAGGCAGGACCCUUGGAGCAGAACUGAUGGUCUUAGAACUGCUCUCUAGUGUGUCUUCGCCCCUUGUGAAUGGCUUUCAAUUCUUGCACAGGGAGAGACUGCCUGACUGCUCCUAGGAUCCUGGGUGCACGGGGCUCUAGGCAGGUUCCUCUUCUGCCAGGAACGUGAGGAGAAUUGGUGGCCUCCCCCAUUCUCUCAGAAUUCUCCUCACUUCUGAGAGUCCAGCUGUCUCCCCCAUGGGAUUUGGGUACCUCUCAUAGGACUCUUUAUGCAUGGGAGUUUUGGUUAUUGCUGUUUUUACUCUAACUGGGGAUUUGAGUUUGUGAUUAUUUGUGGUUUGUAAAUGUUAUAUAAAUUCUUGGAGAAUUUCAUCUUCCAUUGAAUGUAUUUGGAUCCUCUUCACUCCCUGCAUCCUUCACCAACUCCUCCCACAUCCAUCUUCACAGUCACCUGCCACAACCCACAAAUUCAUGGUUUUUUUAAUAACCUGGUGUCCUGUGUUCCUGACUGUGGGGAAUGACUCUCUUCCCUAUGUGUCAUCAACUGUCAAUGUUCCCACUCUGGGUUAGUCAUGCAGGACUGCUUGAUUUUGUGGAGAUCUGAUGCAGGCAGUCACAGCUGUUGGGAGUUUAUGAAUGAGGUGGUCUUGUGUUGAGAAGAUAUUUUGAUAUGUCUCUUCCCAACCCCAAAAUCUUACAAUGUCUCUGCCCUUGUUUUCCAUUAUAGUCCCUGAGCCAUGGAGGAAGGGAGGGAGGGAAUGUGGACACACCCCCACACCUGUUUUGCCUGAGCACUUUGUCAACAGGUAUUCUCCAGUCUUUUAGCAGCUAUGAGUUUCUGUGCAAUUGCACCAAGAAAUUUCUCUAAGAUAUGAGAGUUGUACUAUUAAAUCUGAAGACUUCUUGCAAGGAUGUGCAUAUGAGUAAGAACAUGCUGUGUUUGUUAUCUUGAGUCUGGGUGAGCUCACUUAGUGUAACCUUGUCUAGCUCCAAGCAUUUAGUUGGAAACUUGAUAAUUUCAGUUUCUUUUACAUCUGAAUGACAUUCCACUGUGUGUAGGUACCACACUCGCAUUAGUCAUUCAUCAGCUGGACGGAUACCUAGGCUGUCUACAUUCCCUGCACCGUGAACAAAUGAAACAGUAGUGAACAUGGAUGAACAAGUGUCUUUGCAGCAGGAAAUAUUGUUCCUUGAGUAUAUCCCAGGAAUGGCGUAGCUGUAUCAGGUGGCACACCUAUUUCUAGUUUUCUGAGGAACCCCCACACUCUACAGUGGCCACCUCAGUUUAUAUCCUCCCACGGACACUGUGCAUGAGGGUCUCCAUCCCCCACAUCCACCCCAGCAUUGUUGCCUUUGCCAUUCUGAUUAGAAUAAGAUGAAGUCUCAAACUAGUUUUAGUUUUCAUCUCCCUAAUGGCCCAAGAUGGUGAACAUAUACAUAUAUAUUUCUUAGCCAUACAUUCCUUAGCCAUGCAUGACUUGUGAGAAAAACCCUUUGAAGACCCCUAUCUCAAUUAAUCCCAAUUGUUCACUGGGACGUUUCCUUAGAGUUGUCUCUUUAAUACUUUCUAUAUUCUAGGAGUUUUGAUGAGUGCGUUCUAUUUUGUUUUAAUCUCUAGGUUUUUAGCUUUUAUGUAGUUUUGCUUGUUUGGAAGUUGAUUUUGUUUCAUUUCAUUUUCUGUAGCUUGGGUUUUCUAACUGUUAAUAGUUUUAAUUUCUUUGAUCAUUCAUUUCAUUGUACAUUCUUUUUCUUACACAAUCAGUAAUGUUGAUCUUAGUGUGGCUGAGCUGUGCUCCUCCCUCCUAGUGACUAGUAUGUAGUUUUUUACUUAGGAUUUCCUUGGCUUUGUGCGUUGUUUUACUUUUGAGGGUUUCUGUUGUUGUUUUGGUUGGUUUUAGUUUUCUGUUUUUCUUAUUUUUCACUAUUUUACUUUCCAUCUUAGCUUUCUUUCUUCCCUUUAUUUCUUUUUCCUUCCUCUUAGGUAGCAUUUAUACUCUGUUACCUCCAAUGAGCUUCGGGAGCAAACGGGCGUCAGAAAGGCUCCGAUCUCAGGGCAGCUCUUGCACAGAGAGUUUCUGCUCUCAAUAUUUGGUUUUGAAUACCAUCGGCCAUGGUUUCCACGCGGCCGUGAAGUUGGCCGUGCACCGCCUCACAGGUACCCCCGUGGCUGUCAAAAUGAUCCUCAAGAGACAACAGUGGUGCCAGCAGGUCACAUCUGAGGUAGAAAUCAUGAUGAGGAUCAACCACCCAAAUAUUGUAUCUCUCAUACAAGUCAUUGACACUGAAAAGAUAACAUACCUCAUCAUGGAGUUGGCCAAGGGGAACCAGCUUUAUUCUCACAUCAAAGAGGCUGGCCAUCUGCAGGAGGAUGAAGCACGGGGCAUAUUCAGACAAUUAUUAAGUGCUGUGGGAUACUGCCAUGAAGAAGGCAUUAUACACCGGGACCUUAAACCCGAUAAUCUGUUAGUCGAUACCAAGGGAAGAAUUAAAAUCAUUGAUUUUGGUUCUGCCACUCAAGUGCGGCCUGGGCAAAAGUUGAGAACGCCCUAUGGGACUUAUGCAUUUUCUGCUCCUGAGCUGUUACUCGGGAAAUUUUAUGAGGGCCCCAAGGUCGACGUGUGGGCCCUAGGAGUAAUUCUUUAUUAUAUGACAGUUGGAAAGGUCCCAUUUGAGGCUGCCAGCAUACCGCUACUCCGAAGGCAAAUUGUGUUAGGGACGUGCGUUGUCCCACCUGGCCUGUCAGAAGAGCUACAAGACCUGCUGAGUCUUUUAUUGAAAGUGAACUCCCAGCAGAGGCCCACAAUUCCUGAUCUUUUGACUCAUCCCUGGCUUAAGAUAGACUCAGAGGGGUUCCCACAACUUUGUAAGGAACUCAUCCCCCUCAGGCCAGACCCAGCCAUUCUUAGAGCAAUGCAGGACAUUGGAUUUGAAGCCCAAGAGGUUAAAGACUCCCUCGAUCAGAAGAAAUUCAACCAAAGUAUGGCUUGUUAUUACCUAUUGGAAAAGCAGGCUCUUCAGGAGUGUGACAACCCAACCCGGCCUCAUCCAUGCAUGACCCCAUUCCCGACCCUUGAUUACCCUGCUACUUCAGUGCGAGGGCUCAGAAGUCGAGGAAGCGAGCCUAGAUGGCUCGGGUCAUCCUCCGAUAGUCAAGGUUCUGACCUCGGCCAGACUCCUAGUCAUGGAUUAGUCAAGAGGGCCAGUUGGCCUGGCGGUCUUCUCUGCAGGCCACGUCAGAUAGCACCCACAGUGGAGCUAACCCACAGAAUUUCUAUUAGUGACCCCUGCUUUUCUUCAGUGCACAGCAGAGGCAAGAAGACCAUCAACACUGAAAGCACAGAAGACAAAUCCAGUGACUCAGCAGAGGUUAAGCCUGUCGCAAGCAGGCCCUGGCCCAAAAGAUUUAGGGGGUGGCUCAAGAACAUCCGAAAUGGCCUGAUGAACCUGUGUUGCUGCAUUCCGUCCAGAAAAAAACCUCCCCUGGGGCAUAACAGAGUUGUUCCCCAGAAAUGAAGAACAUGGAAGGAAUCCAGAGAGCAAGCAUCCAACACUGCCCAGAAGAUCACUAGAGGAUGCCGGAUGCUGCAUCUCUGCAGUCCCAGUGUUGAAGAGGACCCACGUGUGGACACGGACCUGCAGAAGGGAGCGCUGUGAGAGCUGUCACCUUCCAGGUCAGCUGUGGAAGGAUGAAAGCAAAUGAAGAGAUGCCAGGUGGCAAGAGAGCACCUCAAAGGCAUCACUCUUCCUGGUGGAGGUUGAAAACCAGUCCAAAGCUGGUAAAGACCAGAGCCCUUUUGCCGACCAGGGUCACAUCACACACCUCCUCUUGGCACAAGUUCUCGCCUCACUCUUAGUGGAGGAUAUACGUCUUCUCAAUGUGUUUAUCCGACUCUGAGAAUAAAAUAGCUGUUUGUGAAAGAUGACCUCGUAGGUUUUUCUGCAUCUUCUUCACAUAGGAAAAUUGGCCCUGUGGCAUUCCAAGGCCCCAGGAAGAAUAACUUCGUGCCUCAAACCAUCAAAUUAAAAGUGCCUUGGAAGGGACCAAGCUCUAAUGUACCUGAAUGGGGAAAGUGUAGGAAGUGUAGAAGCUCAAAUCUAAGGACAGCAUCAUAUUCUACAUGCUUUGAUUUCUAAAAGCCUAAUGGCAGUCUUUAUAGCCCACCUGAGCUGUGUCAGGAUAGGUCCUGCUAUUAACUCAUGAGGAGUGACUGUGAGGCAGUCCAGUCAACGGAUGUUAAACUGCGGCUAGGCCUGGAUCUUUGAGUUGAGAAGAGUGGUAGAGUGGAGACCUCGGUGAUUUUGUUGUAUCUAGCGAGCAGUGUAUGGAUUUUGCUUUUGAUUGGUUUGUGUGUGAGCUUCUGUAUGUGUGUUUAGAUCGGUGUGUGUUUGGGAGGAGGGUGGCUUGUGUAUGUGGGGGGGCACUCAUGUGUGUAUAUGUGUGUGUGUUUUCUUUUACCUUUACUUGAAUGUGUGAGUACCUGUUUGUGUGUGUAUGCGUGUGUGUAUGUGUGUUUGUGUAGGUAUUCCUGUGGGUGACUGUGAGUACAUGUGUGUGUGUGUGUGUGUGUGUGUGUGUGUGCAAGUGUGUAUGUGAGUGUCUGUGCCUUGUACGUGUAGUAGUUGUUGGUGUGAGAACACCUGUGUGAGGGAAAGUGUUAAGGCCAUCAGUCACCUUGGCCAUUGUUUCUAAGGUAAGCGUCUCCCUUAUGUUUUUUAAGUUUAUUUAUUUGUUUAUUCACUUUACAUCCAAAUCAUAGGCCCUCCCUCUCUCCUCUCCUCCUAGACCCAAGUCACAUGCCUCUCUUUCCAUAAGUCCCUUCUUUUCUCAGAAAAGGAGAACCCAGCUUCUUGGGUAUCACCCUGCCCUGGGGCAUCUAGUCCUACCAGGAAUAAGCAUAUCCGCACCCACUGAGGUCAGAAAAUGCUGCCCAU
Molecule: messenger RNA, 8406 nt
Organism: Rattus norvegicus (Norway rat)
Lineage: Eukaryota; Metazoa; Chordata; Mammalia; Rodentia; Muridae
Product: sperm motility kinase 3A-like
Biological process (GO): neuron migration
Molecular function (GO): kinase activity; transferase activity; nucleotide binding
Source: RefSeq, a predicted model, not a curated record